AUGACACUUGUAUGGACGAGGACACACGAAGCGAUGUUUGCAAAAGUUUUCGCAGAUGUAAAAAAGGAAGCAGCAGUAAUUUUGGGGCUGAAAACUUUAAGGGUUACGGCGAAGUGCGAUGUCUUUCGGGCUCUGUGUUAUUCAGCUUUGUCUUCCAAUGGGGCGCCCCAGUAUCCCUAUUUUCGAAAAGCAGCAAAAAUAGACUUGGAGGAACUGGUAGCAAAUAAGCUAAAAGCGAUUCUGAAUAUUCCAAAAAAGGCCCCCUCCACAGUAGUUUUCGAGGCGUCCGGGCUUCUCAGGCCGCACUUGAUGAUAUUGAUCGAAAAUGUGAUGCUAUUUUUUCGUGGAAAAUCACAAAAGGAAUGGGAAAUAGAGGGAGACACUCUUGACAGCAGACAUGAAAAAUACGGGAAGAUGAACAGCAUGACAAAUCCCGUAGCCUUUGACCCGAUCAAAGAAAAGCGGUCUACCAUCAUGCGAACAAUUUCGAGCGACCGCAUGCAUGAUAUUCAUGAAGCAGUAUGCAAAUAUCCGAUGAAGAUUACGAAACGCCCAUGGAAUGGCGUUCGUUUGUAUUGCGAGACAAUGGACGACAUCGGAAAAAAGUAUGGCUAUGACAGCCUCAGUCUUUUGAAAAACGAACAAGAAAAGACAAGAGCAAGGCUCAUGAUUGCAAAAGACCAUGAGAAAGAGACUCGGGAGACCUUAAAAAGUCAGAGUGGGCUCAUAAUUUGCACAGACGGGUCGGCGAACAAGGAGGGGCAGCUAGGAGGGGGAGGCGGUGCGACGUGGUGGUGGAGUCAAGAGGUACAGCUAAACACGCCAAUCAGAACGGUCAAUCCUAUGCGUUGUAGUACGUGUGCAAUAAAGACACCACUUAGAGAUAUGAAAGUUGAUUCUUUUGACACAGAGCGCUACGCUCUCAAUACGCAGCUGAACCGCACAGCAAAAAAAGUUGUUGAGUUUGAAGUAAGCGAAUUUAUAGAAAAAGUUGAGAUCUACCUGGACCCGAAUUCUGUGCUCGAAGGCCUGCAGAAUUUCAAUGAGAAAUCGAAUGUCGUGCUUUUCUUCAUCGUGCAACAGAUGGAGCUCCUCAGAAAUGUGCUCAUGCAAAGAAAGUGCAAAUACGGCUUGCCACCAGAAAGACCGUCCAUCAAUCCAGAAAGAGAAGUAAUCUUUCGCGCAAAAUGGACGCCGGGCCAUGCUGAUAUGUAUUUUAAUGACACUGCAGAUUAUUUAGCCGGUGCAGCGCUGCGCCGCUACCAAACAGCGGUGGAACAGGGCCUGGAUAUGAUAGUUUAUAUGAAAGAAAUAACGCCUACGAUCUUGCGUCGCCUGAUCACAAAUCGGGUGAAAUACUGGAAAGGGCCAAAGCAACAAAAAGCGACAGCCGCGCCGCAUUUAGUAGAAAGGGGCAGGCACGUCGGGCCCUUUCGCCCAAAAAACUCUGUCUUCCCCUCGCGCCUACUAGAAAUGUACUACUUCUACUUAUGGAGUGGGAUAGUGCCACACAACGUAAUGGGGGCAGGUGUAGGGGAGCACGGAAAAAAUGAACAGGGGGAGCCUACGUACACACAGAAGUGCUUUUUCUGCAAUACAAAAAACAAAACACAUGCUACACAUCUAUUGCUAUCGUGUCAGGUAUUUAAGGCAGAGCGGAAGCAUUUUUUCGAGUGCGAAGCAAUAGAGGACACGCUAGAGAACGAGAGAAAGGUACUGGACAAGCCUCGUCUUGUGUGCAAAUUUCUGCUGGAGGCCAACAAACGCAAGCAGAUCUUCAAGGAUUUUGCGAAGGAGGAGAUCGAAAAGAACGUGGAGAAGGUGGCAGAGUUGAUGACGCCGCCGGAAAAAAUCAAGCUCCACAUGCCGAAUGCCUUCGAACAGACGGGGGUUAUUUGUAGCGUGAUUCGUAAUGAGAUCUAA
Amoebophrya sp. A120 is the source of this 1923-nucleotide messenger RNA. The record is from the annotation of a GenBank genome assembly. NCBI's taxonomy places the organism in Eukaryota, Dinophyceae, Syndiniales, Amoebophryaceae.